AUGGAACUGUAUAUUUAGGAUGGACUACUCUGUCUCGCACAGAUCGCCCAAUAUAGGAAAGUUUAGACCCUUGUUUGCCAAUAAUCUCACUUUGCACAAAAACAUUCUGUGAAAGAACACCUUCCAGCCCUGAGGGACGCAUCUUAAAAUAUCCCUAAUCGAGUUACAGCAGAUCAUUUUCAUGUAACACUUUUGUAAUUAUUAUAACCUGAAGCCUAAGUAAUAAAGAAAGGAGUGAAAUCUGCCUCUUGUCAGCGUUUACAAUGAAGAGCACUUGCAUGAUUAGAUGUCUUGCGAUCAAUGCAGCCUUUUCUCCCAAUCAUUAAGACUGCUCUUAACAGAUUACAGCCCCCUCCCAAAUACACACAGGCUUUCUCCUCCUCUCUGCUCCUUCCUGCAUCUCCCACACGCUCCCUCUUUGUUGGACAGAUAGGACACUUGUUUCUACGCCUUUUGUUAAGGCUUACAUUUUCUUUUUUUUUCUUUUUAAUUUUUUGUUCUUUCUACUCAGCAUUUUACACUCAGACUACAGCUUUCAAUUUGAAAUUCUGAUUGAUUGUCUGCUUUCACAUUAACUGCACCGAUGGAACUCUGGUAUUAAAAAAAAAAAAAAAAAAUCAAAAUCCAUGAGGACAUGAAAAGACAGAAAUGGACCUACUAACAGUCUUUUGUCACAUUCUGCUGUUGAGUUAUAAUCCGUCUGCAGCCAGAAGCCUCAUUACAGCGGAUAUAUUUGAGGCCAGAGGUCAACGAGUGUGCAAAACUGGAAAAGGGAAGCCUUGCUACAAACUAGCCUAUUUCUCUGACCUCCGGCGACGGCUGAACUUCAAAGAGGCUGAACUUGCGUGCCAUCGGGACGGGGGACAGCUGCUGAGCGUAGAGUCGGCAUCUGAGCAGAAGCUCAUUGAACAGCUCAUUACAGAGCUCCGCCCAACUGAUGGAGACUUCUGGAUCGGGCUGCGCCGUAACCAUGGACACAGAGACAGCAACACUGAUUGCUCCUCUCAGUACUACUGGCUGGAUGGCAGCAAGUCUACUUUCAGACACUGGCACUGGGAUGAGCCAUCCUGUGGUUAUGAGGUGUGCGUUGUGAUGUACCACCAGCCAUCAGCUCCCCCUGGUCUGGGGGGACUUUACAUGUUCCAGUGGAACGAUGACAAUUGUGAAACUAAGAACAACUUCAUCUGCAAAUACACUCCAGAAUAUCAGCCCGACCCUUCACCUUUUCCCAACUCGUCUGAAACAGGCAUCCUUCCAUCAGCGGGGCUGCCCCGGAACCCGAGUGACCAGAACCAGCACAGACAAACAGCCCUGAAUUUGGUUUACAUCAUCAUUCCCACCAUCCCUCUGAUUCUGCUGCUGCUGACGGUGAGCGGGGUCUACUGCUUCAAACUGCUCAUUGGACGGCGGAAAAAGCAGAAAUCUGAAGUUUGCCAGACAAAGCCUGGGGUCUGCCCCAGCCCCACUCCAACUGACGUCUACAACGUCAUUCGCUCCCAGAAGGAUGACGACCUGGUUUCGACACGUCCCCACACCAAAAACACUUCUUUCUUAUGCUCCUCCCCUGACACGCCAACAGGCGAUUAUGACAAUCUGGGAGUUCGGGACACGGAGAGCGGCUUUGUGACGCUUGCCAGCACAGAAAGCUGCUUCCUCAACUACGAGCUUAACAACUUCGGCCUCGGGUGUCAUGGCACCCAAGACUUCUACAACACCAGUUUGGGCCGCUCUGUGAAGAGGGAUGUGAAUAACAGCAGUCUGGGUCGCACAGGACACAGAGACUGCUACGACAGGAGUCUAGGUCGCCGCACAACAAAGAGUGAGCACUAUGGCAGUGGGAGGUAUGGCGACCACGACAUAGAUGAUGCCGUUGUUACAGCUGGGAGUGACCUCUAUGAUCCCAAAGUGAGGGCUGGAGGUCAUUCAGUGAAGGCCGACCUCUAUCAGACAUACACCAACAACGGAAAAGAAGACACUUUUCAAACGACCCUAGGCAUCUACGGAAGCCGCAGAUCUUACCAAGCCAAGCUAGAAUCCUUUAGAAACGACCCAACUGUGGACAGCGGUAGGAGAUACUUCAACGAAGAAUGGCUCAACAGAGAGAACUACUAGCCAAUCCAUGACCUUCUGUGUUGUGUACAGUAAUGUGUGUGCGAUUGUGGGUAGAUGGUAAAAAUUGUGCAUGAUAACUUGCUCGUAAGGCACAUAU
Molecule: messenger RNA, 2209 nt
Organism: Thalassophryne amazonica
Lineage: Eukaryota; Metazoa; Chordata; Actinopteri; Batrachoidiformes; Batrachoididae
Gene: layna
Product: layilin a
Exons: 8
Coding region: 649-2112 (487 amino acids)
Molecular function (GO): hyaluronic acid binding
Source: RefSeq, a predicted model, not a curated record